UAAAAACAACAAAUGAAAUCCAUUUUGUGGUCUUUUAGACUGAUUUCAUUUUGAAGAUCUUGACAACAUUUUUCAUUCUUAUGCAUCUGUCCAAAUCUCAUUGUAUUUGAUUUAGUAGAACCAUUUCAUCAAUUUAGUCGUACAUUUGGAAAACUAUAUAAAGGAACCAGAAAACCAUUUUUCUACACGACUUCAAAACUCACCAUCACUUGUACAAUUCUUAUAUUGCUUCUGGAAAUGGAAUCUGAAUACUUAAUGGGAGGAAUCAUGGCUUCUUUGUUGGGGUUUGUGUUGUUGUAUAGAAUAACAGCACAGAAGAAAGCCACAACAUCAAGAGGAGUUGCAAGAUAUGAAAAAUUAGAGAGCUCUGAAAAUGGAAUAGACCAGGCAGAGAAAGACAAGAAACCAGAUGUAAUUAUUGUUGGAGCUGGGGUUGCAGGUUCUGCUCUUGCUUAUACUCUUGGCAAGGAUGGAAGGAACGUACAUGUGAUUGAAAGAGACUUGACUGAGCCUGACAGAAUUGUUGGAGAACUUCUCCAACCUGGUGGCUACCUAAAACUAAUUGAGUUGGGACUUCAAGAUUGCGUAGAAGACAUCGAUGCCCAACAAGUAUUUGGAUAUGCUCUUUACAAGGGUGGAAGAAGUACUAAACUUUCCUAUCCCUUGCAAAGCUUUGAUUCUAACGUGUCUGGCAGAAGCUUUCACAAUGGACGUUUCAUCCAAAGGAUGCGAGAAAAAGCUGCUAGUCUAACCAAUGUAAGAUUGGAACAAGGAACAGUAACAUCCUUGCUUGAAGCAAAUGGAACAAUCAAGGGUGUCCAAUACAAAACAAAAACUGGUCAAGAACUUGCUGCAUCUGCUCCACUAACAAUAGUUUGUGAUGGUUGUUUUUCAAACUUGCGACGCUCUCUUUGCAAUGCCAAGGUUGAAAUCCCCUCUUGCUUUGUUGCUUUGAUAUUGGAGAACUGUGAGCUUCCAUACCAGAAUCACGGACAUGUUAUUCUGGCAGACCCUUCACCAAUCUUGUUCUAUCGUAUUGGUAGCUCAGAAAUUCGUUGCUUGGUUGACAUACCAGUAAGCCAAAACCUGCCAUCAAUUUCCAAUGGUGAAAUGGCCAACUAUUUAAAAUCCAUAGUGGCUCCCCAGAUUCCUCAUGAGCUAUUUGAUGCUUUCAUUUCUGCCAUUAACAAAGGAAACAUCAGAACAAUGCCUAAUAGGAGCAUGCCUGCUGCACCUCAUCCCACUCCAGGUGCUCUUCUUUUAGGUGAUGCAUUUAACAUGAGGCAUCCUUUAACUGGAGGAGGAAUGACUGUGGCGCUUUCUGAUAUAGUUGUUCUAAGGAAUCUUCUUAGACCUCUACAUGAUCUAAGUGAUGCAUCUGGCCUUUGUGAAUAUCUUAAAUCUUUCUACACACUUCGCAAGCCAGUGGCAUCUACUAUAAAUACAUUGGCAGGAGCCUUAUACAAAGUCUUUAGUGCAUCACAUGAUCCAGCACAAGAUGAAAUGCGUAGAGCAUGUUUCGACUACUUGAGCCUCGGAGGUGUAUUUUUAAGUGGACCUAUUGCUUUACUCUCAGGUUUAAACCCUCAGCCAUUGAGCUUGGUUAUGCACUUCUUUGCUGUGGCUGUCUAUGGUGUUGGUCGCUUGGUAUUUACAUUGCCAUCUGCCAAGAGGAUAUGGAUGGGGGCUAGAAUGAUCUCAGUAUGUAUAUUGACUACACUUUUAAGUUGUAUGAGUCAUAGUUUUUUGUUUCUUUUUUCCCUAAUAUUCUUCUUUUUCUUUAUUGCAUCUAGGAUUAUAUUUCCAAUAAUAAGAGUUGAAGGAGCUCAACAUAUGUUCUUCCCAAAGGUCAUGGCAAAAUACUGCAGACCCUUAGCUCUUUGAAAAUUGAAGCAAGCAAAAUGAAUGAUACUUGACGGCAUAGCUAAUCAAAUUUACCCAGAACUAACCAUUUAUCUUGUAUACUGAGCAAUACUAAAUUGUAAACUAGAACAUGUUUCUUUCUUUCUUUUUUUUUUUAAGAUUUGAUUUAGGAAUU
Molecule: messenger RNA, 2038 nt
Organism: Manihot esculenta (cassava)
Lineage: Eukaryota; Viridiplantae; Streptophyta; Magnoliopsida; Malpighiales; Euphorbiaceae
Product: squalene epoxidase 3
Biological process (GO): sterol biosynthetic process
Cellular component (GO): endoplasmic reticulum; membrane
Molecular function (GO): flavin adenine dinucleotide binding; squalene monooxygenase activity
Source: RefSeq, a predicted model, not a curated record